Messenger RNA from Gadus chalcogrammus (walleye pollock), 1442 nucleotides. RefSeq names its product germ cell-specific gene 1-like protein. The record is from RefSeq and is a predicted model, not a curated record. Bases 1 to 1071 code for a protein of 356 amino acids. NCBI's taxonomy places the organism in Eukaryota, Metazoa, Chordata, Actinopteri, Gadiformes, Gadidae. The transcript is spliced from 6 exons. Gene Ontology annotation, cellular component: plasma membrane.
AUGCUAGAGGGCAUGUCACGUCGCUCCCGCUCCCUGCUGUCCCUGUCCCUGACCACCCUGGCUCUGGUGUUCUCCAUCCUGGCCCUCUGCACCUCCUACUGGGCCGAGGGCACCCACAAGGUGGUGAAGCCCCUCUGCCUGUCGCCUGUCAAGAUGAAGAACUGCGGCCAGAACAACAGUGAGGCGUACACCACAGAGAGCCCCACCCAGAACCCCUUCAACCGCACCAUGUCCCCGGCACGGAGGGAUGAGCUGUCCAAGAUCAGGCAGAGGCAGCUGGCCAACGCUGUGCACUACAUCUGGGAAACGGGCGAGGACAAGUACGCCUUCAGAUACUUCCACACAGGCUUCUGGGAGAGCUGUGAGAAACACAGCGAUGGAGAGAAGUGCCGUAGCUUCAUAGAGUUAACUCCCGGGGAAACACAAGGUGUGCUGUGGCUUUCGGUCAUCUCAGAGUUCACCUACAUCGGCCUGCUGGGGAUGGGCUUCCUGCUGAUGUGGCUGGAGCUGCUGUGCUCGCACAAGGAGAUGCAUGCACUCAAGAUCAACGCCUACGCAGCCAUUUGUACCGUGCUCUCAGGUCUGAUGGGGAUGGUGGCUCACAUGAUGUUCACCACGGUGUUCCAGAUGACCGUCAUCGUGGGCCCCAAGGACUGGAGGCCCCAGACCUGGGACUACGGCUGGUCGUUUGCUCUGGCGUGGGUGUCCUUCAGCUGCUGCAUGGGUGCGGCGGUGGUCACGCUGAACUCCUACACCAAGACCAUCAUCGAGAUGCGGCGUCGACAGCGCCUCCGCCUGGAGGAGGCCCGAGCGGUGGCCUGCGCGCCCGCCUACGAUGAGGUGGUCCCCGGGGGCGGGCUCUAUUCGGUCAGCGGCCUGCUGCAGUGUCCCGGGGGGAUGAUGGACGUGGCCUGGGCCCCCGACGGCAGCGUGGUGGGGGUGGGCAACGGGGACGCCAUGCCCACCCUGGUGCUGGUGGGCGGCUGCGGGACCGAGGGGUGCGAGGACUGCGAGAGGGAGAUGGAUAUGAUGGAGGGGGCCGACAUGGACAGGGUGGAUUCGCCCUGUUAGCAGACGGAUCGCUCACGGUUUUUGCAGAGCGGAGAAGGACCGGUAGCAGGAACGCACGGCAGACGGUGCUACAGAUAAACUUGGGUUUUCCGUGAGGAUUUUCUCUCUGCUACAUUUGGCUUUGUUUUUCACGUGGACGGAGGCUGACCAAAUCGAAGCACAUCAACAUGUGUAAUCUUCUGUACAUGGGGGGGUCACACGCAUCGCUUGCAUUACUCAGAGUUAUUCAUUGGUGCCAAAUACUGGUAGAGAAGAUCAGGUCUCUCUCUAUGGCGGUAUAUGCUAAGUUGAUGAUAUAUUAUUUAAAUGUGGCGCUUGUGGUAUAUGCUUGGCUCACAUUGGACUUCUUGGAUAGAAUUGACUUCCUAACA